AGUACCUAUUAAAAUUGUUAUUUAAUCAAUAAUUCACCAUUUAAAAAAGAACCUAAAAAAAUGUAUGAAAUCAUAAUUUAUCAAUACAUUAGUGAUCAAAAUAAGCAGUAUCAUGAAUAUUCAAAAGAUUUGUUUUCAUAGAAGGAUUUGAAGAUUUAGGAAGAACAAGUAAAACUGCUAAUAUUGCAUUAGAAUUUAUGACAGGGGUCUUUAUACUUCAUGAUAGAUUUUAAUUGCUUAUAUUUUAGCUCAUUCUGCUGUCAAAAAAAAUAUUUUAAAAAACGCUUAUCAUUGAUGUUUAACGACAAUUAAUUGACGUUGGUUCGUAUGUGAUCAAAGAACUAGGUAAUAACCAAAGUGCUCUAAAUUCAUUGAUUAUUUUAGAAGAUAAAUCAUUUAUACAUGUGCAUGAACAAAAAAUGUUUGCCUUAUUUAACAAACCCCAAAAAACAAGAAAUAAUUUCAUUGAAAGUAAUUUUCAAAAAAGAUAAAAUAAUAUCUUUUAAUAAUAUUGUACAAAGAUAAUAUGAUAUAGACAAAAAACAUUAAAAGCAAGGCAUAAUUGAAAAUUAAAAAUGCACACAUAAUAUGACCAAAUUCUUUUUAAAAAUGCGUAUUAAGUUAGUUGCUCUAAUAUUUAGCCAUGUCGCCUACCGCAACGAAAAAGGUCGUAUCUCGAUUUUUGUCAUUUUUCAGUUACGACUAUAUUCGUAUAGGAAAUAAUUUUCUUCAUCUCCCACGAAAACUGUCGUAUCUCUAGCUAUCCAAGGAGUUUAGAUAAUGUCUUAAUUUAAUUUUUAUUGAUAUUUGUAUUUCCCGCGAAAACAAACGUAUGUUUAGAUACGACUCUUUGAUUACAACUAUUUCCCGCGAAAACAGACGUACGUUCAGAUACGACGCUUUGAUAACAAGUUCAGUAAUCAAUAAUCAAUUUAAUAUUAUAAUGUGAAUAAUGAAUUAUUUUUAUAACUCCUUUCUAUUAUACAUUGUAUUAUAAUGGAAGGAGUUAUUUUAAUUUCGUCAUUAUAAUUUUAUUCUCUAUUUCUUAAUAAUAAUAUGGAAAACAAAUUGUCUACGGAAAUGAAUGGUGAAAAUAAUAAUAAUAUUAUGGAUUCAAUUGAUUUUUCCUCCGAUUCUGAUAGUUUAUUAGACACAUAUUAUUAUGGCUGUUUAAGUAGUGACGAGAGUAGUGAUGAUGUCAGUCAACUAAUUCCUACUAAUAACAAUGUACCAGUAACAAUCAUCAAUCAGGAUUUGUGGUGUAUUGAUGACAGUGGUAGUGAACACUACGAUAGUGAUAAAGACCCAGAGUACAUACCACAGUUGGACAAUUUUAAUUUAGUUGAUGAAGCUCUUGUUUAUAAUGGGCCUGUUACUGAUAAUUAUGACCUUGAUGUGAAUAAUGUUGUGAAUAAUAAUAAUAUAAUAACUAAAAAAAAAACGUGUAAUGAUACCUAAAGAAAAAGUUCAGAGAAAACGUCAAAGAAAAGUAUCUGAUUGGAAGGAUGUUAGAGCAAAGUGUGAAUUAAAUAUAGGUAUUGAACAUAUCAAUCGAUCUGGUAAAAAGAAAAACGCAGUAGAAAUGGGUCCUCCAUGUAAAUGCAAGCUAAGAUGUUUUGAUAAAGUAAGUGAAGAUUUACGUAAGAAAAUAUUCAUAGAAUACUGGAGCUUAGGGGAUCAUACUCGUCAGUGGGACUUUAUAGCCAGGUAUGUAACAACAGAUGAAAAAAAAGUAACAACACAAUCAACUAGGUCGCGUAGAACAUAUUAUAAUUAUAAUCAAUUUAAAGUUGUUUUAUUUUAUUUAAUAUUGUAAUUUUCUUUAUUAUAAUAUUUAAAAAUUAUAAUAUUGUUAUUGGUUUUAUAAUGAGUAAUUAUAACUACUACUAGUAUUUUAACAGUUUUAACAAGUUUGU
Messenger RNA from Metopolophium dirhodum (rose-grain aphid), 1916 nucleotides. RefSeq lists its product as uncharacterized. The record is from RefSeq and is a predicted model, not a curated record. NCBI's taxonomy places the organism in Eukaryota, Metazoa, Arthropoda, Insecta, Hemiptera, Aphididae. Bases 1057 to 1458 code for a protein of 133 amino acids. The transcript is spliced from 4 exons.